AUGAACAAGAACCGUUUGAACACUUUGAAUUUCAGAUUCAUUAUCCUAAUAUUUCGUUCAAACCUUACGUUUAUCACUUAUAAACAUUUCUUACAAAUAUCUCAAUAUUCACUAAUGUCUAGAUAUUCAACCAAUACAUGGGAAUCAAUGAACAAUUCGUCUCCUUGUAUUCACUUAUUCAUUCACUUUCAUAGUACCUUAAAGUCUAUUAAGAUUACAGUGUUGACUGAUAAAGAGGCUUCUGAAAAUGCUUUAGCGGCUAAUAAUUAUGAUUAA
Messenger RNA from Heterobilharzia americana, 276 nucleotides. The record is from the annotation of a GenBank genome assembly. Lineage: Eukaryota; Metazoa; Platyhelminthes; Trematoda; Strigeidida; Schistosomatidae.